AGUUGAAAAAUAUAUCCUGAGUACAAUCACAAGACACUGUAAAUCUAGAUAAAAGCCGCAUUUUACAGAAUGUACUAGCAAGAUUGCGGCGAAAAAUGAUUCUGUCGCCUUGUUUUGAUGGGCGUGUAUUUGCAAGAUAAUUUUGGGAAAUCUCGAAUAUGUGCGCAAAACGACUACAUACUAAAUUAUCAACAUUUUACGCGUAAAUAGGCAAGCAUCGAGGGGGACGUUCCCUUGUAGCCAAGUUAACACCUGCAAGGCCGGUAAAACAAGGAGCAGCGUAGUACACCCAGGAUACAUCGGCGGUGUGUCAUGUCUACCUGGUUUACCAGGUCUGUUAUCACCCGCCGUGGAGCGUCAUUGUAUAAUUAGCGUGCUCUCGUUUGACGUCAUAGUUUCAUAUAAAUACCGAAUGCCCGAUCUCGGCCACCAUAAACUCGCGAGAGAGCUGUCUACGACGUGCUAUUAUAUUCUCAGCAAACGCUUCGCAUUGAAACGUUACUUCCUCUUUUGAGUAACGUAAUCUUGAGCGUACGAAAGCGAUCAUUACUUUCUCUUGCAAAGUAUUGUCAAUAUAAUCCGAUACUUUCAAGUACAGCAUGAUGGCUGGUACAUUCAUUGUCUUUGCGCUGCUGUCCAUCGCUUGUUCUUACGCAUCACCUCUUAGAACGGCGAGCAUUUAUGGCUCUCCCUUACUUGUUGUGCCGAUUAUCGUUCAAGAACUCGACGAUCCUCAAGCUUUGACAAACGAGAAAUCGAUGUACGCGUUAAACGACAAUUCUAAAAUUGCAAAUGAUAUCGUGAAUCUCGAAAAACGCAGCGCAGAGGAAGCAAAUAAUGAUGAUGAUCUCGAGACUGCAGCUGGUACCAACGUUCUUCGUCCUCUCUUCGUCUAUCGUCAGCAGGUCGCGUAUCGACAACGUGCCAGGGACGCCGUUCGACGAGGUAGGCGAAUAUAAGCGGGAGAGGGAAAAAUCGAUUUGGAGAUUUCAACAAUUAUUGCAACUGAUUGUUAUCUCAUUUUGGUAUUAUUGGGAAGAUAAUACAUUCGAGAUACUUGGAGACCUCCAUAAAAAGCCUCAAUUCUACAGAUCUUCAAAAUCCUAAAGAAGGAUUAAAAAAGAAUCAAGUCCGAGCUGUAUUGAGAAAAAGAUCUCAUUUAAACAAAGAUACGCAAAGAUCGAAGAAAGAUGGACAAAUUAAAGGGAAACGAAGGUUAAACAAAAUAUACAAACAUCUGUUCUGAAAAAUAGCAAGCUAUAAUCAUAUGGCUCAUUUUUAUAGCGAAACUCAUAUCCGAUAUUCAUAUACAGCCUGGGGCUGUAUGAAAUAAAGCUUGCCGGUCGCGGAUAUUCAUAGAUCCACGUGAGCGGCGAAGAAUAAGAACUCAAGCUUAUAAGCAGCGAAGCGGAAGACUCGCACCGGUAUGAAAAUUUUGGACGCAAACAAAACUGUUCUCUUGUCGACGAAGCUUACCGCUGAAAUAAAACUGUGUGAGAUAUGGAAAAAAAAAAUACGGAAGACCGAAAAAAGGAAGUUUUCGUAUUGAAAAAGGAGUGCACUGUAAAACGGUAGCAAGGGGGUAUUGAACUCGUUAGUAUAAUUACGCUAAAAGGUUGUAGCUCUCGUUAUUUCGGCGAAGAUUAACAGUGUGAAUUAUAACGAGCACGGACUAAUCUUGCUGAUUCAGGAAGAUCCUUCUUUUAACGGCAAGCGAAGCAACAAGUGCGAUAAAAAAAAAAUCAGGAAAGCAUUUUUUAGUUCUACAUUACGAUCACAUUAUGAUCUCUGGUAAAAAUCCUGUAGAUUUAAGUCAGAUUGAAAUUAAAUCUACAAAAAGAGAGUGCUGAUUAAAAUAAUAUGUAGGAUAACAGAAAAAUUAGAGGAAGCGCGCAGUAUGUAUUCUCUAUAAUUUAUAAUGUAAUUAAAUAGUGAUAAUUAUAGCAUUUCCUUUUAAUUGUAAGAUAAUCGAAAGCUGUCUACCAAAGUUGCGUUACGCAAGCAAGCAGAUUAAUGAUGUUGUGGAUACUCGAUAUGUACAUAUGAGAAUGUUAUUUGUAAUACGAUUUCUUUCAGUGUAAAUGUUACGUGUGUAAUGAAAUAAAUACGUGUGUGACAUUUUAUAAAUAAAUGUAGAAUAUUAAUUA
Molecule: messenger RNA, 2147 nt
Organism: Wasmannia auropunctata (little fire ant)
Lineage: Eukaryota; Metazoa; Arthropoda; Insecta; Hymenoptera; Formicidae
Exons: 2
Coding region: 600-959 (119 amino acids)
Source: RefSeq, a predicted model, not a curated record